AGUAAUAAAAAGAAAACGGCAAGAUGAGUUUUAAAUUAGUGAUUAUUUUCAUUGUAUCAUUAUAUACUGCUAUUUUUGGAAAGAGCGUAAGAAUUAUCGGUGGCAAGGAUGCCAAUACAAAGGACUUCCCAUAUUCAGUGUCGCUUAGAGCGGCAACAACAAAAUAUCAUUUUUGUGGUGGCUCAAUAAUAUCCAGACUACAUAUUCUCACAGCUGCUCAUUGUCUUACUAAAUACGACUUGAAAGAUAUUCAAAUUUAUACAGGAAUCGUUAAAGAUGUGGAAAGUCCUGAAAAUAUUUUCAGUAUUAUAAGUUACAAAAGUGAUUCAAGGUUUACUGAAAAAUUUGUGAAAGAAUCAAUGUUACAACAUGACAUUGCGGUCGCCACGCUCGAUAAAUGUAUCGAAUUCAAUGAAUAUCAUAAUAAAGUAAAGCUUCCAACUAGCAACAUUGUAACUAAUGAACUAGUUCUACUGAAUGGAUGGGGAACAACUACAGUUAAUUCGCGGAAAUAUUCUCGUACAUUACAAAAAGCCAUUUUUAGAAUUAUAAACAAAGACCAGUGUGAGAAGAUGUUCGAAUUUCGUAUUCAUGAUGAACAAUUGUGUGCGUUUGCGGGUUUCGGAAAAGGAGCUUGCUUGGGUGAUAGCGGAUCAGGAUUAAUCUAUAAAGAAGAAAUCGUUGGUGUUGCAUCGUUUGUUAUUCCAUGUGCCACGGGAGUACCUGAUAUUUAUACUCGAGUCUAUUCUUACUUAGAUUUUAUUACAUCGAUAAUUGAUGAUAAAAAUUUAUCUUUUAAAUGUUCUAAUACAUAAAAUGCUGUGCUUUUGUAGUAAAC
Molecule: messenger RNA, 838 nt
Organism: Ceratosolen solmsi marchali
Lineage: Eukaryota; Metazoa; Arthropoda; Insecta; Hymenoptera; Agaonidae
Product: chymotrypsin-2-like
Exons: 4
Coding region: 24-815 (263 amino acids)
Biological process (GO): proteolysis
Molecular function (GO): serine-type endopeptidase activity
Source: RefSeq, a predicted model, not a curated record